Amphibalanus amphitrite is the source of this 9018-nucleotide messenger RNA. Its product is annotated as teneurin-m-like. The record is from RefSeq and is a predicted model, not a curated record. The transcript has 32 exons. Gene Ontology annotation, biological process: motor neuron axon guidance. NCBI's taxonomy places the organism in Eukaryota, Metazoa, Arthropoda, Thecostraca, Balanomorpha, Balanidae. The coding region runs from base 142 to 8316 and encodes 2724 amino acids.
GUGCUGAUAUGAUAGUGACCUGAGCAAAAUCGUCAUUGGAGUGACUUACAGAGGUUAACAGCUGGUGAUUCUGCUGGCUCCAUACUCCGAAUGUUCCACCUCACCUCGCAGGAUCUGCUAGCAUGCUAGUGUGACGCUCCGAUGAUGGACGGAAGGGGCAGUCAGCGGUCCAACUCGUCACCCGGCGGCAGAGGCGUGCACCGCAACAGGAGCAACGAAUGGCGCCAGCGACAGUACGACAGCUCCUCGGAUAACGAUGAACUCGGUCCGGAAGGCGCGGGCCCGCCGGCCUCCAUCGUCCUCCAGCCGGCCAAGUCGGGUGACCUGACCUCCCGUGACCUGGCCGGCUACCCGGGGUCGUUCGGCGGCGGUCGGUCAGGCUCCACCUUCUCCAGUGAGCUGGCUGGUCGGGACCGCGCCGACCAGCUCCACUACGCCUCCAAGCCGGUCUCGUCGGGCAUCUACCAGUCGCUGGGCCGGCGGGGGAGGCGAGGCCACAAACACGGCUCGCUCAGCUCGUCCGAUAACAACUCGGACACGACCACGUACGCCGAGAGCGAGAUGCGCUGCAAGAUGGAGCAGCUGCAGAGCGGUCUGCACACUCCGCCGGAGCCGGCGCCGCCCGAGGUCCCGUCUCGCGGCCCCUCCUCUCACCAGGCGGUGCGCUCUCUACAGCGACUGCAGGCUGGCUACCCUUCCGACGGCGACGUCAACCUGCCCAGUCCGUCAGAGUACCGGCUUCCCGGCAGUCCGAGGUCCCACAUGGGCCCCUCUCCUCUGCGGGGGUACAAUCCGAGCGAACCGGACACCUACGCCAGCCUAAACGGGGCUCAGACCAGACUCGUGAUGGACGGCGGUCAGAAGGGCGGCUCCUCCGAGCCGGUGAUGCCGCUGGUGAUGCCCGUCUACCCGGCGCAGCGCACCAAUCUGUGUCACCACGUGGCGCCGCCGGCCUACUCACCCGAGAGGAACCAGCUGAAGGACGAGUGCCGCUACCGGUGCAGCUGGCGGCUGGCCACCGCCUGUCUGGCCGUGCUGUCGGUCCUGCUGCUCGCGCUCAUGGCAUACUUUGCAGCGACGGGUGGCGGCGGCGGCGGCGCGGAGCGGUAUGUGGAGCACGCGGUGGUGAUGGCGCCGCCCGACAGCACCCGACACGUGGAGCUUACCACUGCAUCAGUGGACGUGUCGGACACAGCAGCGGGCACGCCGUCACGGGCGUCCUCACCGGUCUCUCCGCGGACACCUCCACCCGUCCCGGCACCCUCUCGGCUGACCCCAGGCGCCGCUGUCGUUCACCAGCUGGCCCCGCACGAACUGUGGACCGUGGAACACGACGUCAACCGACCGCAGGUGAUGAACCUGACCGUCACGGCGCCGCUCUCUGCCAGUCUGGCCGUGUACGGCCGGCGUAACGCCGCGCCGCGCGUCACGCAGCACGAGUUCGGCGCCUUCGUGCGCGCCGGAGCGCUGGAGCGCAGUGCGCGCGUGCUGUCGCGCCGCACCGGUCGCUCACCGUUCGGCGACGAGCUGCUGGAGAACGUGACGCUAAUCGAACACCUGGAGCCGGGCCGCUGGUUCGUAGCCGUGCUGAACGACGGCGAGGCGACGGUUCCGGUGCAGCUGGCGGUUCAGACGGGUGAGCCGGACACUCUGCGAUGCCCGUCCAACUGCUCGGGCCGCGGCAGCUGCCGGCGCGGCGAGUGCACCUGCAGGCCUGGCUACACCGGACCCGACUGCGCCACAAGCGUGUGCCCCGUGCUGUGCAGCAACCACGGCAGCUACAGCGGCGGCCGGUGCCACUGCGUCGACGGAUGGAAGGGCGCAGAGUGUGACCUCCCGGCCACAGACUGUGUUAUCGCUGAUUGUCAUAGACACGGUGUCUGUCGGCUGGGUCGCUGCGAGUGCGCCCCCGGCUGGAAGGGCGAGUUCUGUCAGACAGCCGACUGCGCCGACCCGACCUGCUCCGGUCACGGGGUGUGCACGGAGGGCGUCUGCGUCUGCCUGGCCGGCUGGGUCGGAUCGGCGUGUCAGCAGCCCGACGAGAGGAUCCGCCGCUGUCUGCCCGACUGUUCCGGUCACGGCGUGUUCGACCUGAGCCGCGACCGGUGCCUGUGUGACGAGAUGUGGACCGGGCCGGAGUGCGCCAAACCUCGGUGUAACCUGGACUGCGGCCCGCACGGCUCGUGUCAAGCGGGUGACUGCGUCUGCGACCCGGGCUGGAACGGUCAGCUCUGUGACCUCCGCACGUGCGACCCACGCUGCAGCGAGCACGGACAGUGCAAGAACGGCACCUGUGUCUGCCUCCAGGGAUGGAACGGACAACACUGCAGCAUACCCGGCUGUCCGGGCGGCUGCAGCGGUCGCGGCUCGUGCGUCAAAACGGACGGCUGGUACGGCUGUGCGUGUGCCACCGGCUGGGACGGCGUCAACUGCUCCAUUCCGCUGGAGAUGGACUGCCGAGACGGCAUCGACAACGACGGAGACGGAAUGAAGGACUGCAGUGACUCGGAAUGCUGCUGGGACAGCAACUGCCAGAACAGCCUCAUGUGUCUGAUCUCCCCCGAGCCGGUGGACGUGCUGCUGAGGAAGCAGCCCGCCCGCCAGACGGCCUCCUUCUACCAGCGCGUCAAGUUCCUCAUCGAGGAGAAGUCGGUGCAGGACUACGCCGAUAAGGACGAGUACAGCGAGAGUCGAUUCUGGAGCUCGUUCGAGCCGCGGCGUGUCUCGGUGAUCCGCGGCCGACUGGUCACAUCUCAGGGGCUCGGCAUCGCCGGCGUGCGCGUCAGUGUCAACCGGGACACCCGCUUCGGGCUGACGCUCAGCAGGAAAAACGGAUGGUUCGACAUCAUGGUGAACGGCGGCGGUGCGGUGAACCUGCAGUUCCAGCGGGCUCCCUUCCGGCCCAUGACCCGCCCGGUGGCCGUCGCCUGGAACCAGCUGGUGGUGCUCGACCCGAUCGUGAUGCUGCAAGACACGGAGCGUCCGGCGGGUGACGCGUCCACCCCGCCGCCCGCCUGUCACACCCACCAACCCGACCUGCUGCGACCGGUCAUCAUCAACACCUGGCAGCCCGACACCGUCAUCGACGGCGACGAAAUCGGCGACGUCGACGGCGCCGCCGUGCUCGUCGAGACGCAGGUUCUUCAGGAGUCGAUCGAGAUCCCCGGCACGGGUCUGCGGCUGGUGUACAACUCCCAGGACGCCUCCGGGUACCACUCCACUCUACUGAUGAGGCUCACAGCCGACCCUGUACCCGAGACGCUCGUGCUCGUCCACCUCAAGGUCAUCGUGGAGGGCACCGUGUUCACCCAGACGUUCGAGUCCGAUCCCAACAUCACCUACAGCUACUCCUGGAACAAGCGCAACGUCUACGAACAAAAGGUGUACGGCAUGGCCCAGGCGCACGUCUCUGUGGGCUACGAGUACUCGGACUGUGCCGCCAUUGUGUGGGACACACGCGUCCUGCCCAUUCCCGGCUUCAGAAUGGAUAUAUCCGACAUCGGCGGAUGGAACCUAGACAUCCACCACAUGUACAACUUCCACGAAGGCAUCCUUCAGCGCGGCGAUGGCUCGUCGGUUCACUUUAAGCGCCACCCUCGUCUGGUGGACACCCUACUGGGCACGGGUCAGCAGCGUCCAUUGCGCUGCCCGCCUGCCAGCUGCUCGGGCGCGGCCAACGCCAGCCGCCUGCUGACGCCCGUGGCACUGGCCACCGGCGCGGACGGGUCGGUCUAUGUGGGCGACUUCAACCUGGUACGGCGCGUCACACCGGCCGGAGAGGUGUUCACCGUGGCGGAGCUCAGGGCGACCCAGGUGAGCUACAACUACUACAUGGCCAUGUCGCCCGUGGAACAGAAGCUCUACAUCAGCGACCCGGAGGCCCAUCAGGUCUUCAAGGUCAUCCAAAUGGAGCAGGUGGCGGAUCCGUCCAAAAACCUGGAGCGGGUGGCGGGCACUGGCGACCGCUGUCUGCCCGGGGACGACACCUCGUGCGGGGACGGACGGCCGGCCGUCGACGCCAAGCUGUCUCAUCCUAAAGGUCUGGCGGUAUCGGCGGACCGGGUGGUCUACCUCGCCGACGGCACCAACAUCCGCACCAUCGACGCCAACGGCAUCAUCAGCACCCUGAUCGGCCACCACGGCCACAAAUCUGUGUGGCGUCCGAUCCCCUGCUCGGGCUCCCUGCCUCUGCCAGAGGCUCAGCCGCAGUGGCCCACAGCAAUGGCGCUCAGCCCGGUGGACGGCACGCUGCAUUUCCUGGACGAUCGACUGGUGCUGCGUCUGACUCCGGACGGAAAGCUGCAGGUCCGGGCGGGCCGACCGCCGCACUGUCCCCGCCGGCCAGACGCGGCCGCCUCGUCUCCUCUGUCGCCUCUCGGCACCCUCAUUGACCUGGCGUUUGACGCCGACGGGGCGUUCUACCUGGCAGAGGCGGACGCCGGGAAGGUGCACUACGUCCGACGACUGGACGGCUCCGGCAGGCUGACUGUGGUGGCCGGCGCGCUGCCCGCGUGUCACUGCGAGAAGGACCAGUGCGCCUGUGAGCCCGUCACCGGGUCAGGCGCUGCGGGGGAGCUGGCCACACGGACACACCUCACUAGCGUGUCAGCCCUGGCGGCGGGACCCGACGGUAGUCUGCAUGUGGCGGAUCAGGGUGCGCUGAAAAUCCUCCGACUGAGACAUAACCUGCCUGAAGAGGGACCCGGCUUCAAGGUGAUCGACCCGGUGCUCAACAAGGUCUACGGCUUCAACAGGUUUGGUCAGCAUGUCGAGACCAAGGACCUGCUGACCGGCAGGUCGGUGUACCUCUUCCAGUACAGCAAGAACACCAGCUUCGGCAGGCUGAGCAAGAUCACCGACUGGUCCGGCAACAGCGUGCAGCUAGUGCGCGACUACAGUAACGUGGUCAGCUCCAUCCAGAAUUCACAGGGAGAGCGCUGUACCCUGCACCACAUGGCCAGGGUCGGCCUGGUGACCAACUUCACCACGUCCGGCAACAAGUACCACUUUGAGUACGAUCCGGAGACUGAGCUGCUGCGCUGCCGAAGCGACUCGCGCGGUGACGUCUUCCUCUACGACUACGACACCACGGGGCGGCUGGAGCAGGCGCUGACAUCUACCGGCGAGCGGCUGAAGCUCGAGUCGCGCCUGGUUGCGCCGCAGCACCUCCAGGUUACCGUGGCCAGGGACGACAAAGAACCGUUUGUGGUCAAUAUCGACAACGCCGAACAGUCGACCACGUACACUUAUGGCGAGAUGUCUACGGUGGUGCAGACUCUGGCCAACAACACCAUCGUGCUGUCGGAGCCCGGAGAGACAGACACCUACGUCACCUUCACCAAAAUACAGCAGAUGUCGCUCCUCUACUCGCCACCCGUCCAGACGCUGGACUCGGCCGUAUCCCAGCGCCGCCUGGUGAGAGAAGACAUGAACUACCCGCGUCUGGAGAACGAGCUACGUCUCAGCAUGGCGCCGCUGCAGGGGAACCAGAUGCACGGCUUCCUGGUGACCCGUACUCUGCAGUCGAACGGCUCGGAGGUCCUGUCGGUCGACUACGACCCGGUGACGCUGCGUCAGACCGUCUACACGCCGACCUCGGAGGCGGCGGCCGGCGGCGCCCGCCAGGUGGCCCUCAGCGUCAAGUACAAGGAGUCGGUCAAACCGGACACGUGGUCACCGGCCGGUCUGCCGCAGAUGUUCGUCAGCUACGACAGUAUCGGCCGUCUGGAGCAGUGGCGCUGGGGCGAGCUGACGCAGCAGUUCAGUUACGGCAGCCGCAGCGGGCUCACCCGGCGGCAGACGGGCACUACAUCCGACUCGUUCACCUACGACCCCAACAACCAGCCGGCCACAUUCACCCUUCCCAGCGGGCGCCAGUUCGAGUACCACUACGACAGCCGCGGCGGCUUGCAGUUCAUCAUCACACCGAACCGCUCGCGGCACUUCCUGCACGUCCAGCCGUCCCUGGGGUAUGUCAAGUUCCAGUACGUGCCUCCCGGUGGCAGCCAGCAGCCGUGGGUGCGGCGCUACUCGCAGGACGGCCGGCUGCUGCUCUCUCAGCGACCCGGCCUGGGCGCCACCGUUCACCGGUAUGACGGAGCCGGCCGGCGCACCGCCACGGCCACCGGUGACGGCGAGACUCAGUACCAUUACUCCGCCGGCGGGCAGCUCGACAGGGUGCUGCACUCGGAGCGCUACUUCGGCUUCCGACUCGAGCUGUCCCACCAGGGGCCGCUGGAGCGAGAGAGAAGGCUGAAAUUCGACCCGGACACCGGCCUCAGCUCGGCUGUGUUCCGAUAUGAGUACGACUCCCGGCUCCGACCUACCCGAAUCUCGGGCCGGGUGGGUGGCCGGCGACUAACCCCUCUCCACCUGCAGUACGACCCCACCACGGGUCAGCUCAGUCAGCUGGGACCGCUGACCAUCAGCCGGCCGCGGGCUAACCAGACCAUCCUCAGCAGCGACGGCUCGCUGCUGAGCCUGGUGCGGGACCGGUACGGCCGGGACGCCGGUCUGACGCUGACAGUGUCCGGCCGAGAGGUCCACCGGCGCCGCUGGGAGCGGGACGCCGCCGGCCGGCUGACCACCGAGCGCAUCUGGCGGCCCGAGCUGGCCGGCCGGCCCGUCACCCGCACUCUCCAGUACGGCCCGGACGGCGAGCUGACAGCUGAUAACGCCGAGGACUCGUGGAGCUUUGAGUACGACCGCAACGGCAACCUGGUGGAGCUGAGAGUGAAGCACAGCAACAUCUCGCUGGAGGUGGACCAGCACGACCGUCUGGUCCGUCUGGGCGGCCGCGGUCUGCGACACGACAGCGCCGGCGGCGUGGUACAAAACUUCCGCGACGACAGCUACCGGUACGACGCGCGCGGCCUGCUCAGCGCCGUGGCCAAACAGUCGGGUCUCGAGGUGCGCUACUACUAUGACGAGCAGCUGCGGCUGGUAGCGCGCAAGGACACGCUCGGAAACAUCACCCAAUUCUUCUACGGCGACCCGCGGCACGAGCAGCGCGCCACGCAUAUCUACCGGCCGCGCUCCGACCAGCUGACCGAGGUGCUGUAUGACGAGCUGGCGCGGCCCGUGCUGGUACGCGCCGCCGACCGCCAGUACACGGUGGUGGCCGACGCGUGCGGCAGCCCGCAGCUACUGUACGACCGGCGCGGCCGGCUGGUACGCGAGGUGUCGCGCACGGCGUUCGGCCAUCCGGUCAGCGACUCGUGGCCCGGACUCUACCUGCCGGUGGACUUCUGCGGCGGCCUCUGGGACUCGGCCACUGAGCUGCUCCACAUGCCCGGAGGACGGGUGUACGACCCGUUCCUCGGACAGUGGCUCACCCCGGACGUGGACGGCUUUGUUCGGAAUCUGAUGAACCCGCGACGCCUGCAUCUGUAUCGGUUUAACGGCAACGACCCCAUCAACGUGCUACGACAGGACCUGGUGCCGUCAGACGAGGCCGGGUGGCUGGCGCGGCUCGGGUACCGGGUGGACCGGCUGGCUCCGCAGCUGACCCUGGACCCGUCCGUGUUCGGUCCGGCGCCCUCCGAGGCCGGCGACGGUCCCUGCCUGACCUCCCUGCGGCCUGUCUCCGGCCAGCUGGGCCGGCUGCGGCGGCUGCUGCUGACGCCCCGUCGACUGGGACUCAUCUCCCGGGUGCCGGAGAUGACGCUGCGCCGUCAGCCGGAGCCGGAGCAGUGGCCGCGCCGCGUCAGCAGCCAGCCGGGCCCGCUCGGCGCCGGCGUCAUCCUGGCCGUCAGCGGCGGGCAUGUGACCGUCCGCGGCCUGCCCAGCGUGGACCCGAUCGCGGCAGAUGUGCUCAGCACGGUGUUCGCCGGCGCCCAGCUUCUCAACAUCACCGGCCACCACCACGGGAGGGACGUGUUCCACUUCGUCAAGCCGGCGCUGUGGAGUUUUAGCGAGGACGCCGCGCAGCUAACCCGACUGGCGCAGUUUAACGUCACCGAACACAAGCCGAGCAGUAUCAGCGGAGAGCUCGGCCGCCGGCCCAGUCACGUGGUCGGCCUCCGCAUUGAGACGCCGCACAGCGUGCUGAACGUGCACUACGGUACCACGGCGGCCGGUGAGCAGCGGCACCUAGUGCACCACGCCCGGCGAGUGGCCAAACGCGCCGCCUGGUCACACGAGCGUCAGCUGCUGCUGCACCGGCUCUCCUCGCGGCCCUGGUCGGCGGGUGAACGGGAGAAAAUCAUCGCCCGAGAGGGCGUAGCCGGGAUGGAGUACAGCUUCCGACACGAGCCCGACCAGUACCCAGAGCUGGCGGCCGACCUCUUCAACGUGCGAUUUGGCCGGGCCGGCUGAGGAGAGCCGGUGGUGACCGACACAUAGCUUUAAUGUGAUAUCUCGGCGGAGACGGGGACGGCCCGCGUCAGGUCCAUAUGCGAUACUCUCCUCACGCGCGCGCGUCUAGCCGUUCUAGUCAUGUGCGCCGGCGCGCGGCGCACCGUGCGCGGCAGCUGUGACGCGGGUGUGGCUGGUGGCGCACGCGCGACGUUCGGUGUUCGGUUGACGUGAGGCCAAAGGGUGUCUGGGUGUCCGGUCGCUGUGACCGUCUCUGCACCUCUGGGUCCCGCUGGGGACGCGGGGUCUGCACUCAUUGACGUGGUCGCUGCAGUGCGAGCAGGCCGCGGCACUUCACGUCGCGAACUGUACUGGCAACACGCUGUAACAAUCCUAACACUGUUGUUAGUGUACGUGUUCGGUGCGGAUGUAAGCAUGGAUGGGUGACCAUGAGAGACUGAGUGUUGUGCGGAUCGCUUGGAUGUGUAAAACCCCAUGGCCCGAGGCGACACGUCUUUGAACUUCUGCUUCGUUUCAUUUCCCGAUAUGUGAAUGCUAUGUACCGACAUCGUACAUUUUGGCUUAUGGUACGCCAAUGUUAUAAAGGUUGCAUGUUGUCUUUUCAACAGCGCAUUUAAACCUUAUAUAAUUAUCAAAUGUCAAUGUCGGUGUUUUUAAGCGAAUUUCAUUACAAACUUGUAAAUAUACAUAUUUUCUAUCGAA